Molecule: messenger RNA, 2631 nt
Organism: Aphanomyces astaci
Lineage: Eukaryota; Oomycota; Saprolegniomycetes; Saprolegniales; Verrucalvaceae
Exons: 12
Coding region: 1-2628 (875 amino acids)
Source: RefSeq, a predicted model, not a curated record
AUGUGGAGCAUCCUCGUAGCGAUGGCGGUGGUGGCCGCGGUGACGGAGCCAGGGAAACGCUGUCCUGGGUCACCCAACCAAUGCAGCUUGCACGGCAGCUGCAUGAUCAACCGCCAUGGCGAGUACAUCUGCAACUGCCAGUGGGGCUACACCGGUUUUGAUUGCGCGCAGAAGAUGUGCCCGCACGGGUUUGACCCCGUCACGAGCGACGCUCUCCAGGAGAAGAAGCUCCGGGUGUCCAUCCUGCAUCUCCCUCCAUCUUCCUCGAUAUUAGUUCAAUUCCACGGCCACGUGGUGGAAUUGGACGCCGCGGCCGGCGGCGCCACGCACCUCACCGCUGACGUGUGCGCGCAAGUCUUUCGUCGCUUCCGCAACCUCGGGGAUCUUUCGUGCGCUUCGACGGCCGUGUCCGCCGAUGCUUCAUCGUCGUCCCUUCCUGUAGCCGAAUUCGACCUCACGUUGCAUUCAUUCCCCGUCUACCCCGUCAUGAACAACCUCUUCCACCACGCCGGCAACCCAUCAGCCAGCGACUUUUCAUGCGAUCCGCCCUCUGCCUGCCGCUUCACGAGCUUGACCGAUGCGAAUAUCAAGGCGUACCUUCCAUGCUCCAACCAUGGGCUGUGCAAUGCCGUGUCGGGGUUAUGUGCAUGUGAACCUGGUUAUCAUGGCGUACACUGUGGCUCCAACGUCGACGCUGGCAACAUGCUCGAAGGGGCAGCAUUGGGCCCGUUUUUCUCUGGGCAUGUGCUCCAUUUAUCAGCUGAUCGAGCGCCAUCCCCUUCGUUUGAUAUCAUUCACGCUGAAGUCCAGGGAAUUCCUAUGCUUACUGUGAAUGGACUUGGGCAGGCGGCGCUGCAUGGCGCCGAUGCUUCUUGGGCCGUUCCAUCUGUAUUAGCCUCUCAUGUUCAUGUCAGUGGAGGCGGCGUUCAAGUGACCCAGGCCAACGUCAACCUGGUCGAGUCUAGGUUAAUAUUGAGUCACUCAAGUCACCCGGGUCACUCGACACAUCCCCCUCCUCCCCUGCUCCAUAUCAACGUCGGGUCCACAUCGGCCAGUGACUUGAUUCGAAUGUGUGUGGCCAAUGCAACGGUGUUUCAAGUGACCGGCGACGGCCAUACAAAUAUCAAGAAUGACCUGAAUGUCGGUCGUGACGUGGCAGUUGGACACCGCUUGGAGGUGGCUCACUCGAGUCACUUGAACGGCCCCGUGACCAUCCAAGGCAAUGUAUUGCAUGCCAACCACACGACGCUGGCGGGGGGGGUAACAGUGCGGGGCACCACAGCCAUCCAUUCUGAAGACCUUGGAUCUGUGACAGUGGGCAAGUUGACUUCUUUGGUCGCGCUCUCUGUCACAGACGCCGCCUCGGCCUGCUUGACCUGUCGACAUGCAGAGAAUCAUACGCCACUGUUUGACGUGGCAGCGUCAGGAGCGACGACGAUCCACGACGGAGGUUUACAUAUUAAAAAAGGCGGCCUUCAGAUUCAAGCUGGAGGACAAACGAUCGAAUCUGGGGGUCUCACCAUCCAAUCAGGAGGGCUGCAUGUCCAAGGAGGUGCGGUGACCAUCCACGACACAUUGUCACUCCGUCAGGGCUUGGCCGUUGUGUCCACUGAUGCGUUGCGUUCUCCAUUGCGGGGCCAGGCGACACAUCCCCAUUUCGCAGGCGCGGUGCUGGCCCUGGAUGCAGCGACGCCUGACGCCACCCAGACCAUCGCCGUGGACGGAGCAGAGUACGGGCAGCUCCUAAUUAUCCAAACAAGCGACCCCGACGGCCUUGAAAGCCUCCAAAUUCCUCCGUUUUCGUCAGCUUUAUUCGUGUUUGAUGGCCAAAAGUGGCAGACACUCACAGCCACUGAAUUUGACACCACUCGCCUCACCAACGUCAAACAACUCACCGCCGCGGCCAACCUCAACCUUGGCGCGUUUCAGCUCACAGCGCACUCGCUGCAGGUCGGGGGCCAGCCAGCCAAUCGCGUGGCGUUAUAUGGCAAGGGAGGGGUGCUGACGUCGGAUGAAUCGCUCGGUUUCGACCCGCUCACGUCCACACUGCAAGUGCACCAGCUGCAGGUGGACCAGGUCGUUGGCAAGAUUGAUAUGACCAACAGCGAACUGCGUGGCGUGGAUAUCAUUGGCGGGUACAUCCGGGGCAUCAACAUGAGUGCCAUGGUGAUGGAAGUGACUGGGGAAAUGUAUGUCGAGUCCAAUGCAUAUGUGGGCGGGAGUCUCUCCGUGGACGGCCACGUCAUGGGCUCAGGAUCGUACGUUGAUUCGUCCGACGGUCGCUUCAAAAUCAACAUAUCCACACUUUUCAACGCUCUCGACACUGUCCUACAGCUCCGUGGGGUCACGUACACGUAUAAUCGCAGUGGAUUCCCAGAUAAACAUUUUUCAAGUGGCGAAGAAGUGGGAUUUAUUGCUCAGGAAAUGGAGCUGGUGCUGCCGCAGGUGGUCACGACAGAUCAAAAUGGCUAUAAAUACGUGGCCUACUCUCGUGUUGUACCCGUGCUCGUCGAAGCGGUGAAAACACAAGCGACGCAAGUGGACGCGUUGGCUUCGCAAGUCGCCAAGCUACAAGCCCAAGUCGACCGCCUCGACGCCGCCCUUUUGUCCUUGAAAGCAACAACUUAAUAC